This is a messenger RNA of Sodiomyces alkalinus F11, 312 nucleotides long. RefSeq names its product microtubule-associated protein. The coding region runs from base 1 to 312 and encodes 103 amino acids. Gene Ontology annotation, cellular component: cytosol; fungal-type vacuole membrane; autophagosome. NCBI's taxonomy places the organism in Eukaryota, Fungi, Ascomycota, Sordariomycetes, Glomerellales, Plectosphaerellaceae. Gene Ontology annotation, biological process: macroautophagy; cellular response to nitrogen starvation. The record is from RefSeq and is a predicted model, not a curated record. The transcript has 2 exons. Gene Ontology annotation, molecular function: phosphatidylethanolamine binding.
AUGCGAUCCAAGUUCAAGGACGAGCAUCCCUUCGAGAAGCGCAAGGCCGAAGCCGAACGCAUCCGCCAGAAGUACUCAGACCGCAUUCCUGUCAUCUGCGAGAAAGUGGAAAAGAGCGACAUCGCAACGAUCGAUAAGAAGAAGUACCUGGUCCCAGCCGACCUGACCGUCGGUCAGUUCGUCUACGUAAUUCGCAAGCGCAUCAAGCUCUCCCCGGAAAAGGCAAUCUUCAUCUUCGUCGAUGAAGUCCUACCGCCGACGGCUGCCCUUAUGAGCAGUAUCUACGAGGAGCACAAGGACGAGGAUGGGUAA